Messenger RNA from Morone saxatilis (striped sea-bass), 1370 nucleotides. RefSeq names its product guanine nucleotide-binding protein G(i) subunit alpha-2-like. Bases 755 to 1351 code for a protein of 198 amino acids. The record is from RefSeq and is a predicted model, not a curated record. Lineage: Eukaryota; Metazoa; Chordata; Actinopteri; Moronidae. Gene Ontology annotation, cellular component: heterotrimeric G-protein complex. Gene Ontology annotation, molecular function: GTPase activity; G protein-coupled receptor binding; GTP binding. Gene Ontology annotation, biological process: gamma-aminobutyric acid signaling pathway; adenylate cyclase-modulating G protein-coupled receptor signaling pathway. The transcript has 5 exons.
UGCUGCUGUGGAGCUGGGAGGUGUCGGCGCUGUCUGUCUGUUUGUCGGACGGAGGGGAACUUCACGGCGGCUACGGGUGUGGCUUCAAACGUGAUAAAUCUCAACGAGGGGGAAAGAAUGCGCAACGCCGAUAGGGAUUAAAGCAAAAACAAGAAAAGGAAAGAGAAAUAUCAUCUAAAAAGGUGGUUAGUGUGUGUCCAGGUAGCCUUUUUUAAGUGGCGGCAGGAAUCCGUGUGCUCGGUUUUUCAACAGCUGGACUACUUUUUUGUGUGUGUGUGUGUGUGCUGCUGAACUUCGUGGCCCGUGUUCGUGAACCUGCUCCGAUGGUCUGCUGUGGGAACUAGCGAAAAGAAAGUCAACCAAAAAGUAUCUUUCUUUUUUUUUUUUAAGGGGGUCGCUGGACAACUUCUCCACGCUCACAGUUAAGACCACCAAUGCUGCCGAACAACUGACUUAAACCAGCAGCAACUCUUUCUUUUUUUUGGGGGGGGGAUAAAAAAAAAAACCCCAAGUUCACGUCUCAGAGAGAAAUCGUUUGUUUUUGUGAUUUUCGUUUCCUCUCUCGCGGAUGAACGGACUCCGUCACGUUUGUCGCCGCUUGUCAAAAAGGGAAGUCGUCUCGCUCAACUUCAACCCCUGUUUUUUUAAAUAAAAAAAAGGGGUUUUCUGCUCUUUUUUUUUUCCGGGCUCGGCCGUUUUUCCCAGGUGAUAUUUUCCCCACUAAGCAGCAGUCCUGAAGCGUGCACUAGGAACCAUGGGUUGUACAGUUAGUCAGGAAGACAAAGCCGCGGCCGAGAGGUCUAAAAUGAUUGAUAAAAACCUGAGAGAAGAUGGAGAGAAGGCGGCGAGAGAAGUGAAACUGCUGCUGCUGGGUGCUGGAGAGUCGGGGAAGAGCACCAUUGUGAAGCAGAUGAAGAUUAUUCACGAGGAUGGAUACUCAGAAGAUGAGUGUAAGCAGUACAGAGCAGUUGUCUACAGCAACACAAUCCAGUCCAUUAUGGCCAUCAUCAAAGCCAUGGCCAACCUUAAGAUCGACUAUGAGGAACCUACUAGAGCGGAUGAUGCCCGCCAACUGUUUGCCCUGUCAGCAGCAGCAGAGGAGCAGGGCAUCCUGCCAGAAGAUCUGUCCAACGUCAUCCAACGACUGUGGGCUGACGGCGGCGUCCAGAGCUGCUUCACACGGGCUCGAGAGUACCAGCUCAAUGACUCCGCGGCCUACUACCUUAAUGACCUGGAGAGGAUAGCCAAGCCAGAUUACAUCCCCACACAGCAAGAUGUGCUGCGGACCCGAGUGAAGACCACUGGCAUUGUGGAAACACAUUUCACCUUCAAGGACCUGCACUUCAAGUAAGAUCCCACUUCCAACGUUU